CCUAGUUUUGAUCUAGCUCCUCCACCACUCCCAUACCACACUACACUGCACACCUCCGUCACACGUUAGCCAUGGCCGCUACCACAACCGCCGCCGCCACAUCCUCCUUCAUCGGGACCCGCAUCCCCGACGUGUACUCCAACUCAGGCCGAGUCCAGGCCCGGUUCGGAUUUGGAGCCAAGAAGGCUGCCCCCAAGAAGAAGCAGGCCGCUUUCACCGAGCGCCCGCUCUGGUUCCCCGGCGCCAAGGCUCCCGAGUGGCUCGACGGCAGCUUGGUCGGUGACUACGGCUUCGACCCCUUCGGUUUGGGCAAACCCGCCGAGUACUUGCAGUACGACUACGAUGGUUUGGAUCAGAACCUCGCCAAGAAUUUGGCGGGAGAUGUCAUCGGUACCCGUACUGAAACUUCUGACGUGUCAUCCACACCGUUCCAGCCUUACUCCGAAGUCUUCGGGCUUCAGAGGUUCCGUGAGUGCGAGCUCAUCCACGGCCGCUGGGCCAUGCUCGCCACCCUCGGUGCCCUUGCAGUCGAAUCACUCACCGGAAUCACAUGGCAAGAUGCCGGAAAGGUGGAGUUGAUCGAAGGAUCGUCUUACUUGGGACAGCCGCUUCCAUUUUCACUGACCACAUUGAUCUGGAUCGAGGUUUUGGUGAUCGGGUACAUUGAGUUCCAGAGGAACGCUGAGCUCGACACAGAGAAGAGAUUGUACCCGGGAGGCAAGUUCUUCGACCCAUUGGGAUUGGCUGCUGACCCGGAGAAGAAGGCCACACUUCAACUGGCGGAGAUCAAGCAUGCACGUCUGGCCAUGGUUGGAUUCCUUGGAUUUGCUGUGCAGGCAGCUGUCACCGGUAAAGGUCCGCUUAACAACUGGGCUACUCAUUUGAGUGACCCGCUCCACACCACCAUCAUCGACGCCUUCUCCUCUUGAGCAUUGUGUGCUGUUGUCGAGUUAAUUAGCUGAAUCAUGAGUUGUACUGGUACUGCUUAUCUUGUAAAGAUUAUGAAAUGCGAUGUGAUGAAAUGGGAUUACUACUACUUGUUAAGUGACUAAAUGGACUAAAUGUUAAUGUCUCAUAGACUCGUUACUAGUGGUAAUUUUUCUUAU
Messenger RNA from Argentina anserina (silverweed cinquefoil), 1106 nucleotides. Its product is annotated as chlorophyll a-b binding protein CP29.2, chloroplastic. The transcript is spliced from 2 exons. Gene Ontology annotation, cellular component: chloroplast thylakoid membrane; plastoglobule; chloroplast envelope. The record is from RefSeq and is a predicted model, not a curated record. The coding region runs from base 72 to 929 and encodes 285 amino acids. Gene Ontology annotation, biological process: photosynthesis, light harvesting in photosystem I; response to light stimulus. Lineage: Eukaryota; Viridiplantae; Streptophyta; Magnoliopsida; Rosales; Rosaceae.